AUGGGAAGUGCUGCUGCUUCAGCGAAGCGGCUGGCAGGAAGCACAAGUGUGAGGGGCAGCAGGCUGGCAGAUGACCUUGAACUUCAGGAGCUACUCAAAGGGUGGGAACGGCUGGGCGUCAGCUUCUCGGGUGCCAUACUGCAAGCAGAGCACAAAGAGACCGUCAAGGAGUAUGAUAUGAAGAGCGAUUCCUGGACGGCCACAGACACGAUCAUGGGUGAAAACCAGCUGGUCAUCAAGACCACAGGCGAUGGCUUGCUCACGUUGCGGCUGUCAGAAGCUGGAGGGUUCAAGUGGGAGCAUAUUGGCAGUUACAGGAUGGGCAAAGCAUGCUGA
This is a messenger RNA of Durusdinium trenchii, 336 nucleotides long. The record is from the annotation of a GenBank genome assembly. Lineage: Eukaryota; Dinophyceae; Suessiales; Symbiodiniaceae.